This is a messenger RNA of Hordeum vulgare subsp. vulgare (domesticated barley), 3118 nucleotides long. RefSeq names its product disease resistance protein RGA5-like. Gene Ontology annotation, biological process: defense response to other organism. The record is from RefSeq and is a predicted model, not a curated record. Gene Ontology annotation, molecular function: ADP binding. Lineage: Eukaryota; Viridiplantae; Streptophyta; Magnoliopsida; Poales; Poaceae. The coding region runs from base 146 to 2938 and encodes 930 amino acids. The transcript is spliced from 2 exons.
UUGAAUUUUCUCUUUGCCAACGAGUGGCUGCCGACGUUCUUAUCCAACGCAAAGGACCUGCCGGGUUUCUACUUUCUAGUGGUCUAUCACAUCCUAAGUCAGUCUCACGGCCGUGUGUAGAUCGAGAGCGAGGAGAGGUCCAGCUAUGGAGAUCGCUACCGAGGCCAUGAGCGCCCUCCUCCCAAAGCUCGGUGAGCUGCUCAAGGAUGAAUACAAUCUGGACAGGCAUGUGAGGAAAGGCGUCAAGUCUCUUCAGACCGAGCUAAGUCUGAUGCAUGUCGCCCUCCGCAAGGUGGCCGGUGUGCCGUCCGACCAGCUCGAUGAGCAGGUCCGGAUCUGGGCGGGUGCGGUGAGGGAGCUGUCAUGCGACAUGGAGGACUCCGUCGACGAUUUCAUGGUGCGCGUGGAGCAGAAUCAAGAUCGUCAACCUGCCAGCGUGGGUAGAGUCAUCACGUUCCUCAGCAUGAUCAAACGACUAUUCGUCAAGGGCAAGGAUCUCCAUCAGAUCUCGAAUGCCAUCCAAGAAGCCCAGGACCUCGCCAAGGAGUUGACGGAGCAACGUCAAAGGUACGAGCUUGACAUCCCUAGCACCAGUACUGGCGCUACAGUUGACCCUCGCAUUAUAGCUCUAUACAAAGAUGUGGUGGAGCUUGUUGGCAUUGACCACACGAGGGAUGAGCUGAUUGGGAAGUUGAUUGGUGUCGACGAGAUGUCUAAUGAGAAGCAACUGAAGACAAUUUCCAUUGUUGGCUUUGGAGGGUUGGGAAAGACAACUCUGGCCAAAGCAGUCUAUGAUAAGAUCAGGGUGCAGUUUGAUUGUGCGGCUUUUGUGUCUGUUGCUCAGAAUCCGGAUAUAAGGAAAGUUCUCAAGGAUCUACUCUAUGAACUUGAUAAGAAAAAGUUCAGCGAUAUACAUAAUACAGCAAGGGAUGAAAAGCAACUCAUCGAUGAACUCGGUGAAUUUCUUGUGGACAAGAGGUACUUGAUCAUAGUCGAUGAUAUAUGGGAAGAGAAGACAUGGAGAUAUAUGAAAUGUGCUUUCUCUAGAAACAACCUUUGCAGUCGAAUAGUUACAACAACUCGUAAGAUCAGUGUCUCUGAAUCAUGCCUCUCUACCAAUAAUGACAUAAUUUAUACAAUGAAACCUCUAUGUGAUGGGGACUCCCAGAUACUUUUCUACAGAAGAAUAUUUCAACAUGAGAAUGGAUGUCCACCGGAGCUACAUGAAGUAUCGAGAGAUAUCUUGAAGAAAUGUGGGGGUGUACCACUAGCCAUUAUUACCGUGGCUAGUCUUCUAGUUAGUAAUCAACAGAUAAAGCAGAAGGAUGAGUGGUUCCAUUUGCUGAAUUCUAUUGGCCAUGGGGUUACAGAAGUUGCUAUUGCUGAGGACAUGAGGAGGAUAUUAUUGCUUAGUUAUUAUGAUUUGCCUUACCACUUGAAGGCAUGUCUAUUAUAUCUAAGCAUAUUUCCAGAAGACUUCAAGAUUAAGACAGGCUGGUUGAUAAGGAGAUGGCUCGCCGAAGGUUUUGUUCAGUGUGAGAGAAAAGAUUGUAGCCUAUUUGAGAUCGGGAAGAGUUACUUAAAUGAUCUCAUAAAUAGAAGCUUGGUUCGGCCAGAAGAAAUCAGUGAUGAUGGCAUAGUAAAAUCUUGCCGUGUGCAUGAUAUGGUGCUUGAUCUUAUCUGUUCUUUAUCAUCCCAAGAAAACUUUGUUGCUGUAUUGGAUAAUAUUGAGCGACGGACGCCUAAUUUUCAAAACAAGGUUCGCAGAUUAUCUCUUCACAGUAGCAAUGUCAAAUUAGACAACUACCAGCUUGAUGCCAGUAGCAUGUCAAAAGUGAGGUCCUUUGUUACAUUUUGCCCUCCUACUUGUGAUUCAUUGCCAUCUCUCUCGAGCUUCCGAUUCUUACGUGUCCUGGACCUAGGAAAUUCUGGUGGCCAGAGCGGUGGCCAUUGUGUCAGCCUCAAGUAUGUUGGGAAAUUACUUCACCUAAGAUACCUUGGACUAAUGAAUGCGGAUGUUGAUGCACUCCCAAUGGACAUAGGCAAUCUACGGUUUCUGCAAACACUGGACAUAAGGUCAACUUGCAUAAAACAAUUACCAGCAACCGUUGUUGAGCUAAGACAGUUGAUAUAUCUACGUGUUGAUCCAGGAACAAGACUGCCUCCAGGAAUGGGCAACUUGACAUCCCUCGAAGUGAUGAAACGAGUGAUGCCACACUUAUCACCUCACGUUGUUCAAGAGCUAAGCCAUCUGACUGAGCUGAGGGCACUCACUAUUGACUGGUACGACAUGGAGGAGGGUCUGAACAAAGCUUUGGUAGAGUCUUUGGGCAAGCUGCGCAAAUUGCAAUAUCUGAAUAUUUACUGUGGUAGCGGAUUGAUGGACCUCCUGCGUGAAGGCUGGGUGCCCCCUCGAUCCCUCAUUACUUUUCACUCAUGGGAGCAAGGGAUUCGGUUCUUCCUCAAGUUGCCCAAAUGGAUCAACUCAACAGCCCUGCCCCUCCUCUGUUGCCUGACGAUAGACGUGGAUGAGGUGCAAGGCGAUGACAUCCAGAUCAUCGGGACGCUGCCCUCUCUCCGCUCUCUCAGCCUGCGUGCACUCCGCGCGGUGGGGACGCUGGUUGUGAGGGGCGAUGCAUUCCCACGUGCAAGAGAGUGCAUAUUCAUGUUCCCGCUGUUCCCGUCUCUGUUCCCGGCCGGAGCCAUGCCAAUGGUUCAGAGGCUUACCUUCUCCGUAUCGGCGCGGUCCUUUGCCGGUGGCGAUGUCGACUGCGGCAUGGGCCAUCUCCCUUCCCUUGAGAGAAUCACGGUUCAUCUGUUGUUGCAUGAUGACCAUGGUAAUCGUGUCGCCAGUGAUGAGGUGCGGGAUGUAGCCAAGGCUGCGCUGAAGCAUGCAGCGGAUGCCCAUCCCAAUCAUCCGACCAUUGAAAUCUUAUGAGGGGAUGCCUCCCCCUCCAUCAGGUCUACCCCAUCCCUGAACUCCGUUUCCUCUAAUAUUGCCUCUCACCAAAGUGUCUGAUUAUAUAUGUUAUUCGUCACCUUGGGUGGGGAAUAGUUAUUCUUCAUUCCCUUCUAUUUUAACAUCAAUACAUCGUAAUUUUACGUUGUCUAAAUUUUA